AUGAAUUCUGAAGCAACUUCCAACACAAUCACAUCGGAGAUAUUAAAAGAAAUAUGUCGUUUAUGUACAAAAUCAAAUCGAAAAUUAUGUAAUAUAUUUACUGAACAUUGUAAUUUAGAUUGUUCAAUAUCUGAAGCUGUAAUGGAGUGUAUUCCCAUCAACCUUUCCCCAUCUGAUGGCUUACCAGAUUCCGUAUGUAGUCAUUGCAUAUCAAAAUUAUACACGGUAUACAAUUUUCGUAUGCAAUGCCUGGAUUCGGAUCUCGUUUUAAAAGAAUAUCAAAAUGCUAUAUUGUUAGUUGGGGACAAAGAAAAUUUAAAAUUAGAAUUAAAAGAAGAAAAUGGCGAAGAUGAAAGCUUAAUUUGCGAUGAAACGAAUAAUUUUCAAGAGGAUCAGUAUUAUAUAGCAGUGAAAUGUGAUGAAACAGAUUCACAAUUAAUCAACUUAAACGAAUCAAAGCUAAAAGAUGAGGACAAUUUUAAAGAGGAAGAAGAUAAUGGUAUCUCAGAUGAUAAAAGUGAAGAAGCAUGUUCCGAUUCACAAAAACCACGAAGAACCAAAAAACGUCGUAAAAUCGACGACGAAACUCAAGAUGAGACGAAUCCUCCGUGUUGUAAACAAUGCAAAAUGACUUUUGUAAGUCAUACAAAUUUAAUACGUCAUUUAACAACGCAUAGCGGAGAAAAACCAUACAGUUGCGAGGUUUGUGAUAAAAAAUUUGCCACUCCAGCUUAUGUAAAAUCUCACAUGGUAAUUCAUUCCAAGGAACGUAAAUAUUCAUGUGACAUUUGUGGUAAAACAUUUAUGUUUAGUAGUGAUUUAACAAUACACAUGCGUAAACACACCGGUGAACGACCUUAUGUAUGUGAAACAUGUGCAAAAGGUUUUGUCUCAUCGAGUGCUUUAAAUGCACAUCGCUUCAAACAUGGUCCAAAAAGAUUCUUUUGUUGUGUUUGCAACAAAGGAUUUACCUACAAAUUAGAAUUAGGAUCACAUAUUUUGAUACAUAAAAAAGAUAAAUUUAUCAUUUAUGAUAACGAUCGUAAAGUUAGUGAAAAUCAAAUAGAAGAUGAUAAAACAGACGAAUUAGUUACAGCGUUAAAUAAAAAAGAUCGCCCUCCAGUGACAAUUUCUCGUGAGAAUUAUGAGCAAUUUUUAGAGGAAAUUGAAAAGUUACAAAAAAAUUCAAAAUCACAGGAAUUUGUAUGCGAUGUUUGUGAUAAAGUAUUAUCGUCGUGUAGUAACUUAUAUCGACACAAAUUAAUACAUUCAGGUGUAAAACCCCACGUUUGUGAAAUAUGUAACAAAGGUUUUAAAUUAAAAGUGGAUUUAGUGAAUCAUAAAAAUCGUCAUUUAGGUAUCCGAAAUAUACCAUGUGAGUAUUGUUCGAAAAUGUUUGCAUCACGUAGCGAUUAUGGUAAACAUGUAUCGACCCAUAUGAAUCAUAAACCGUUUAUUUGUGAUGUUUGUAGUAAAUCGUAUUAUAAUGUGUACGCGCUUAAUUAUCAUAAAAAACAGCAUAUGCAUCCGUUUAAGUGUAAUCAUAUUGGAUGCUCAAAAUCUUAUCCUAGUGAAGAAAAAUUGUUGAAACAUUUAAAAGUACAUGAUGAAUCUAAACGUAAAUAUCGUUGUGAAUUAUGUGAUAAAAUAUUGAGUAAUAUGAAUUCCUUAGCGCGCCAUGUACGUAAAGUGCAUAAGGAUGAAAUGCCGAAAAUAAGCGAGGAUUUUAAUAUUGUAACGAAUGAUUAAUUAAAAUAACGAAAUGUUAAUUUAUUAUUACUCUUAUUAUUAUUCUAGGUUUCUGUUAAUAUUACGCCUGGAAUACUUAUUUACUAAAUCAAAGUCUGACGAUUAAGCUCAAAUAAAGCACGAAGUAAUUAGUUUGUUUAUUAUAAAAACAGGAUCUUCCAUUAUGA
This is a messenger RNA of Chrysoperla carnea, 1916 nucleotides long. Its product is annotated as zinc finger protein 595-like. Bases 1 to 1749 code for a protein of 582 amino acids. Gene Ontology annotation, molecular function: zinc ion binding; DNA-binding transcription activator activity, RNA polymerase II-specific; RNA polymerase II cis-regulatory region sequence-specific DNA binding. Gene Ontology annotation, biological process: regulation of transcription by RNA polymerase II. Gene Ontology annotation, cellular component: nucleus. Lineage: Eukaryota; Metazoa; Arthropoda; Insecta; Neuroptera; Chrysopidae. The record is from RefSeq and is a predicted model, not a curated record. The transcript is spliced from 2 exons.